UUAAAUUCGACGAAGGAGACGCUUCACAUGCGGACCUUCUUCCACAACAUUUAGCUUGUUUACAACCCGAUAUUACAAAUUAAUUAUACAUCUCCAGAUACCGCAACGCACGCGGGGGAGAACCAUGGCAUCCAGCUGUCGACGGCCUGAACACACAGCUCCUCCAGAUGUGUUCUACAAUGAAGAGGAGGCGAAGAAAUACUCCCAGAACUCUCGAAUGAUUGAGAUCCAGACCCAGAUGUCAGAGAGAGCCGUCGAGCUUCUGACCCUGCCAGAGGGACAGCCGUGCUUCCUGCUAGAUGUGGGGUGUGGCUCUGGUCUCAGCGGAGACUACCUGUCAGAGGAGGGGCACUACUGGGUUGGCAUCGACAUCAGCACCGCAAUGCUGGAUGUUGCUUUGGACAGAGAAGUAGAAGGAGACCUCUUACAGGGGGACAUGGGCCAGGGGAUGCCUUUCCGACCCGGCACCUUUGAUGGUUGCAUAAGUAUUUCUGCCCUGCAGUGGCUCUGUAAUGCUGAUAAGAGGACACACAGUCCUCCAAAGAGACUCUAUACCUUCUUUACUACUCUGUACUCUUCUCUGUCAAGAGGCUCACGUGCAGUUUUUCAGCUUUAUCCAGAGAACUCAGAGCAGCUUGAGCUUAUCACGACGCAGGCCAUGAGGGCAGGUUUCAGUGGAGGCAUGGUCGUGGACUAUCCCAACAGCAGCAAGGCUAAAAAGUUCUUCUUGUGUCUUUUUGCUGGAGUAACAGGAGUCCUUCCCAAAGGAUUGGGAUCAGAAACAACAGACAAAGCUGUUCCAAACCAGGUCCAGUAUUCGGGACAAAGAUGCCGGUUCAAAAACAUGAGGGGCAAAUCGUUGAAGACGGGACGAGAUUGGAUAUUGGAGAAGAAGGAGAGGAGGAGAAGACAGGGACGGCAGGUUCGAGCUGACACAAAAUACACCGGACGCCAGAGAAGACCUCAUUUCUAGCUCUGACUCAUGCAGCUGUACCUUCAUUAGGUCUCGUCCGUGCCACCCCACACACGGCCACCUCUGGAGCCGCAGAGUGUUUGGACUCUGUUAAAUCCUCAACUCUUUAAUUCAAGCGGAUGAGAGAGAGAGUGAAAUGCAAGAGUGAGACGCUAUUACGAUCAGUCGUUUUUACAUUUGAGUGUUUGGCAAAUUGAUUCUCACGCACGGUGGUAAGACUGCACUCUCCAUGUUUCAUGCCAGCUGGUAAAUAUCCAGUACAUGACCAGACAUGUACAGCUCACUGGUGGCACAGCGACAACAAGUGUCAUAGAAUUAAAACAAUUUUGAUAAAUUAUGAAAUGUCAUCCUCCAUUUGUGAUCAGCUGUUGAUUGUUUUAUCUGCAAUAUUUUCCCAAUUAAAACUAAACAAAAACAUGUAUUUUUAUUGAAA
Xiphias gladius (swordfish) is the source of this 1406-nucleotide messenger RNA. RefSeq names its product BUD23 rRNA methyltransferase and ribosome maturation factor (gene bud23). Lineage: Eukaryota; Metazoa; Chordata; Actinopteri; Istiophoriformes; Xiphiidae. Gene Ontology annotation, molecular function: rRNA (guanine) methyltransferase activity. Bases 125 to 973 code for a protein of 282 amino acids. The record is from RefSeq and is a predicted model, not a curated record. Gene Ontology annotation, biological process: rRNA (guanine-N7)-methylation. The transcript has 12 exons. Gene Ontology annotation, cellular component: nucleolus.